Molecule: messenger RNA, 1664 nt
Organism: Eupeodes corollae
Lineage: Eukaryota; Metazoa; Arthropoda; Insecta; Diptera; Syrphidae
Gene: Dus4
Product: tRNA-dihydrouridine(20a/20b) synthase [NAD(P)+]-like
Exons: 3
Coding region: 176-1330 (384 amino acids)
Biological process (GO): tRNA processing
Molecular function (GO): tRNA dihydrouridine synthase activity; flavin adenine dinucleotide binding
Source: RefSeq, a predicted model, not a curated record
UAUUUCUGAUACAAAAAUGAAACCUGAAUUACCAAUUCCGAUUUAUUUACAGAAAGGAAGAAAUACAGACUGAUAUAAUAAGAUUGUUAGAAGUUGUAGCAUUCAUUACAAUUUGAAAUAAUUAUAAACAAAAAAGAGAAAUCCUAGCAGGGUACAUUAAAUCAAUUUUCGAAGUAUGGACGAAAUCCGGGACAUAAGACAAUUAUUUCAAAGUGCUAAAGAACAAAACAAAUAUGUGGCCGUCGCAGCUCCAAUGGUGCGCUAUAGCAAACUGGAAUUCCGACGCCUGUUGCGUCAAAAUAAUGUAAAACUUUGUUUUACACCCAUGAUUAUUUCAAAAUCAUUUAACCAUAGUCAGGAAGCACGUUUAAGUGAAUUUUCUACUAAUAGAGAUGAUCACCCACUCAUUGCACAGUUUGCAGCUAACAACUCCGUGGACAUAUUGGCUUCCAGUCAACUUGUUAGUCCUUUCAUUGAUGGAGUUGAUUUAAACUGUGGUUGUCCUCAAUCAUGGGCUAUAGCCAAAGGCUAUGGAUGUGCUCUUUUGCGCAAGCCAGAAUUAAUCGAAGAUAUUGUAAAGACACUACGCAGAAAUUUCCCAACUGCCUUUAGUGUAUCGGUUAAAUUGCGUCUUCUCCAGGGAGAAGCGGGAUCAACUAUUGAUCUAUGCCGUCAGCUGGAGAAGUGUGGAGCUUCGUUUUUGGUUAUUCAUGGUCGAACGCAAUGGCAAAAAACUUCACAUCCAGUUGACGUUAACGCUAUGGCCGAGAUAAAAAAAUCCAUCCAAAUUCCUCUUGUUGUUAAUGGCAACGUUUCGACGUCACAGGCGGCUGAAGAAAUAUAUGAACAAACCAAUGCCGAUGGGGUUAUGGCAGCGAGAGGACUCUUGGCAAAUCCGUCCCUUUUUACGGGUGCUCAACAGACAACAGUUGAAUGCCUACAGCAGUGGCUCGACAUUGGAUAUGCUGCAAAGGAUGACCUGUCCUUUCAAUGCUUCCAUCACCAUUUGACUUUUAUGUGGGGCAAGCGGAUGCGCCGACGAAGUCGUGUGAUCUUUAACAAUUUCUCUACAAAACAAGAUAUUUUUACAUUUUUCGAUGAACAACAUGGUAUUCGCCCUAGGGAAAUUAUUGAUUGGAUCCCAAAUUCACCGUGCCAAUAUCCUGAAAAUAUUGUCGCAAAAUAUUAUCCACAAAAACCCCAACCAAUUUUGAAUUCGAACAGCAAUGGAAAGUUUUUUUCUGCCUUUCAAGACGAAAUUCUCGAUACAGAAAGUGAAGCAAAUGAAAAUGAUCUGUUUUUUCAGAGUGGAUCAAUUUUCGAUUUGUGAUUCCGAAAAUAUAGUCCAAUCUAUAUAAGUUAUUACUUAUUACAAACAGAAAAGAAAGAAAAACAAAUUCAUAAAGGAUCGUAUGGCUAUAAACUAAAAAAUAAAAAGAAAAUAGUAACAAAAAUUUCACUAAACACAUAAUAUCCCUGUAUUCCUCAUAAUAUAAAGAUUUACGACACGGCCUCCGAAAAGAUAACUGAUGUUUUAAUAAAGAAAAAGUGUUUAGUUCUGUGCACUUUUCCUUAAAGCAGAUAUAUUAUCUGUUGUAUAAAAAUGUAAGAACAAACAGUAAAUACAUAUUUUGUUUAUUUGCGCAUGGGAAUAAUACAGUGAA